Molecule: messenger RNA, 3455 nt
Organism: Notolabrus celidotus (New Zealand spotty)
Lineage: Eukaryota; Metazoa; Chordata; Actinopteri; Labriformes; Labridae
Gene: vrtn
Product: vertebrae development associated
Exons: 3
Coding region: 218-2314 (698 amino acids)
Biological process (GO): regulation of transcription by RNA polymerase II
Cellular component (GO): chromatin
Source: RefSeq, a predicted model, not a curated record
GACUAUUAACAAUUUCCUGCAGGGAGGUGCGGUUAUCACUCCCCAAAUCUCCAGUGCUCACCGGAGCUCGGGACACUCGAGCCACAGGCGCACAAUGGACUGAUACUCUCAGAGAGAUAAUCGGAACCAGCUGUGAAACCUCCGAAACAACCCAGUGACUUUUCGUUUGAGUCACCUUUUAACUCUCUGGACGUCCAGCCCUCACCAGAUAGCAGGAAUGAUUCAGAGGAAGGAGGUUGUGCUGUCUGUUCUCAGGGAGCUCCAGGAGGCCACAGAGAGCCCUGGCCUGGAGGCUCUCACUGGAGUUGCCCUGGAGGUGGAUCAGGUCCUUGCUCCCUUCCAGCUACCCCUGACUCCUAGUCAGGAUUUUCCUGACUGGGCAGGUGUAGAUGACACAGCUCAUGGCCUGUACCCAGAGGAUGCACCUGUCGGCCUUCUGCCUCUAAACAUCAAGGGAGAAGGGAACCUGCUGUUUGAUGCUGUUAGCACGCUACUGGUGGGCAGCACUGUGCUUAGCUUGGAACUACAGGUACGGACGGUUUUGGAAAUGGUGCUGUGGAAGAGAUACUACCUCUCUGGGAUGAUUGACUCAAAAAUGAUGCUUCAGGCAGUGCGCUUUAGUCUCUGUGCUGAAGAGUCUGAAGAAAUGCUCAACCUUCCUGCAACAGUCCUGGAGGCCAUCUUUGAUGCUGACGUCAAAGCAUCUUGCUUCCCUGGCUCCUACGCCAAUAUGUGGCAUGUGUACGCUCUGUCAUCUGUCCUAAAGCUUAACAUCUACUCCAUUUACCCCAUGUUCAACCUCAAGAUCAGACCCUACUUCAACCGUGUCAUACGUCCAAGGACCUGGCCUAAAGACUCUGAGCCACUAACCCUUCAUGUCAUGUGGUCUGGUGAACUGCAGUCGGAGUCAUUGUUCCGGCCCAAUCAUUUUGUUGCCCUGGUCGAAGCAAGUGACCUCGGAUUUGGAAGCCCUGAAAGUGAGGAGAGGGAGUCGCCGAUUAAGAGUGAGGAGAUGAUGAACCCAGACUCGCAGCUCUGUUACCCCAGUCUGAAAGACAAGUACAACAUCACCAAGAGGACCUUCUACCGCUGGAAGAGGCAGACGCAGGAGCACUGCAAGAAGUCAGCAGCCAGGUACGAGGCAAAGUAUUUCCUUCAGGCAUGCUACUUGGAGGGCAAACUCAUACCUUUGCACCAGUUCAAAGAGUUCUUCCCUGAGAUCUCGAGGUCGUCUUACUACAACUGGAAGCAUGAGCUCAUAAAAUCUGGGGGAACCUUCUCUGCUUCAUCCUCCACUGGAGAGAUUAGUCCUGGAGAGAGCACUGAACAAGAGGUCUGGUCAUCCCCUGAAGCAAAGCAGGAUGAGCCAGACCACCACGACAGUGUUGCCAGUUUGUUUGGCCUCAGCAUGGGAAAGCCGGAUGUGGAACGUGCCCAGAAUGUAGCCAAUAUGCAGGAAGCGAAACGCUGUCUGCAGAGCUGCAUUGUAAUGAAUGGCUCUCUCCCAUUCAGGGUCUUUAAAAGAAAUUUCCCAGGGAUCUCCAGAUCAACCUACUACAACUGGAGGCGAGAAGCCUUGGUGUACAACAGAGGGUACAAAGGCAGUACUGGCAGCAGCGAGGACAGCUCAGAUGCCGACAAGAGCCAGAGUCCAAAGAGCCUGUCACCGCUUCUACCCAACAUUAACAAUCAAGCCAUACCAAGAGUGAGGAUCUGCAGGCGCAGACAUAAAAGCUUCAGACAGGCGUAUUUAAGCAAAAAACAGCUCCGGGAGGCAGCCAAGAUACAUGUGCAGAGGUCAAAAUGGUCUCUGACGAAGUUCAAGCUCAAGUUUCCUUCAAUGUCGCCUUGUUUCUAUUGGCUGUGGCGUAACAGUCAGAACCGCAAGAAGAAGAUGGCCACACCAAGUCCAGAGAUCAACUUUUCAAGUAGUCUAGAGAACCCUGCUGUAACUGAAAAUCCAACAGUGGAAAGCAGGGUGGCAUUUCAGCCUGGGCUUCCAUUCGUUGAGAAUCCAAAAUAUCCAGAAAGUCCUCCCAUGCCUUCACUAAAUGCCCUCCCCUUACAUUCAACGCAUGGCUUUCAAAGCAACUGUCCAAGCAAGGCGGUAAUGGAUGAGCAGAUGUUUGCAAUGGAUGUGGUCGCUCUGGCCAACUUUAAGGCCAAGGCUAAGCUCUUCCUGCAGCAGCGCUUUGAGCAAAAAUCCUUCCCCACGUUCAAGGAAUUCAGGUCCUACUUUCCCUACACCCCACGAUCAACAUACUACAUGUGGAAGCGCGCUUUGUAUCAUGGCGUGUCCCUGGUUCAUGGCUAAAUGCAGAGCCAUUUGAUCCCUUGAAGACAGGCUUUCUGGAGCAACACAACAGCUUUGUAUAAGAACUUCUCACUCAGCCAAAACCCUUAUGUUUCAGGCUGUUCUUUUUUCUUUUUUUAUGGGAAACAUACUACCUCCAUCUUGUUAACUUCAUGUUUUCAUGUUCCUAAAGACACUUGCUUAGCAUUUAAAUGCUUCAUGUCCUUCCUCUACCCCUCCACCGCAGCUCAUUCUUCCCUCCUAGACAUUUGCACAUGUGUGAAAAGAAACUAAGUGCUGGGUCAGUUUAAACCCUGCAUGUUGCCCUCCAGGCAACAGGCAGUUCAAAGCUAGAGUUUGAAGCUGUUUCUCAUCUUGUUCUGCUCCCUUUUUAUCUUUGAGAAGCAAUGAACAUAGGGUCCUUUGGUUUUACAGUUUUAACUGUAGGAGUUUUUAAUGCUGAAAUGUAUGUUUUUUGUUGUUGUUGCGUGGCGUAUAGAUCUGGGAGAGACAGGUUUUGUCUUUUUUUAAUAUAGUGAAAUGUAAAAAGUGGUCACUAUUGUUUUUUUUUUUUUCAAAUUUACCUCAUGAUCUUCAGUCUUUUCGGUUUUUCUCCUUAUGAUUAUUGAAUGUAUACACUCCAGGGAUUCACUUUAGUGCACAAAAGUUAAAGGUUGUUGUUGUUUUAAGAGUUUGCUACUUUUACAAAAUACUUUCAAACAGCCUGUAUUCCUCUGGCAGUGAACAAUAUCCAAACUGUGAAUUUUGUCACAUUUUAAUUGCACUAAGAAAGUUCCCUUCACCCUCAUGAAUGUAUUAUUCCUUUGUUGCAGUUUCCCCAGUCCUUCCAUUUCAAUUUUUCGAGAAUGUUUACAUCCUUUUUUACUUGAAAAUAUGAACAAAUAUAUUUUAUUUUUUUUAUGAUCCUUGCCUUACCCACAGAACUACCUAUGUAUUUGUAUUAUUGCUCAGUAUUUGCCUUCAUAAGCUAUUAUGUCUGCUAUUGUCUCUCAGUAAAUGAUUUUUUUUUACACAGACAAACAUGUUUGCUUUGCAUUUAUUGUUCCCAAUCACAAGAUGUCAGAAAUUAGUGAUGUGGUUAAUUAUUGAGUAAGGGAAUCUGUGCCUAUAGGUUUUAUAUCCAUAAACCAGUCAACCAGUA